CUAUUACUACUACUACCACUACUACCGCCAUUAUUACACUACAUCACACUACAUCGCACUACACAUAUGCCGUCAGAGAAUGGAAGCAAGCAGACGCUUGCCGGGAGCUAUACCAUUCCAUUUGAAUUGGCUCAAGAACUCCGUCGUGAACAUAAGCAGGAGGACUCCAUCUUGUCAAAAGAGUUGCAGAAAGAUAUAGUGAGCAAUGAGUAUCAGCAAAGACGAUACCAACGAGCCGAGCAAUUGGAUUUCAGUAAGUCUCUAAGUUAUAAGGAGACUAUGGAGAGACGAGAAUUGGAGCGAGAAGAGCAACGGGUUCGAGCCCUAGUGGAGGAGAAGAAACAGCAGACUAUUGGUGCUAGUACCAGUACCAGUACCAGUACAAGAACAAGAACAAGAAAGCGUAGAUGGGAUGUAACUCCUGAAGAAUAUCAAACAGAUACAGGAGAACUACAUAUAUCUGAGUCCAAUAAGAAAGUUAAAAGUGUUAUAGGAGAACUUUUACAUAGUAAUACUAAAGUUGCUGUAGUUGGAGGUAUACCAUUAACUGAUUCUAUACUAGAUAAAAUAUUACCAUCAGGAUAUGUUAAAGUAAAUCCACCAGUGGGGUAUACUGAGAAAUAUGAAUCAAUUCCAGAUUUAACGGAAGCAUCUAUUGAUAUGUAUAUACCACCCUCAGAAACUUCCGAUUAUAAAUCAGCUAUAGCCUUAGGAAAUCAAUUACCAACAGAUAUUCCCGGAGUUAAAGGUUUACAAUUCUUUAAAGAACAAGAUAUGAAAUAUUUUGGCAAAUUAAUUCAUGUAACUGAACCCAAAUCAAAAGAAGAAAGAAAAGAAAUCAAUGUGAUGAAAUUAAUUCUUAAAGUUAAGAAUGGAUCUCAAAUUGCUCGUAAACGUUCAUUAAGACAACUUACUGAUAAUUCUCGAAAGUAUGGAGCCGAUAUUCUAUUAGGACAAAUAUUACCCCUUUUGGUAGAACCUAGUUUGGAACAAUCAGAAAGACAUAUAUUAGUUAAAUUAGUGGGAAGAAUACUUUUCCAAUUAGAUGAAUUAGUAAGACCUCAUACCAAUAAAAUAUUAAUUGUUAUAGCACCAUUAUUAAUUGAUGAAGAUUUUACUUUAAGACUUGAAGCUCGAGAAAUUAUAUCGAAUUUAACUAAAGCUGCAGGAAUGGCUAAUAUGAUAUCAAAUAUAAGACCAGAUAUUGAUCAUACUGAUGAAUUUGUUAGAAAUAUAUCUUCAAGAGUUUGUGCUAUAGUAGCUAAUACUUUAGGAUUGUCGGCAUUUUUACCAUUUUUAAAAGCCGUAAUUAAAUCCAAAAAAAAUUGGAUGGCUCGUCAUACUGGUAUAAAAAUAAUUCAACAAUUAUGUAUUAUAUUAGGUGAAGGUAAUGGAAAUUCAAUAUUACCAUAUUUAUCUCAAUUAGUUGAAAUCUUAAAACCAACCUUAAUGGAUGAAAUUUUGCUGGUCAGAAUUAUAACUGCUUUAACAUUAACUCAAUUAGCAGAAAAUGUAAAACCCUUUGGAAUUGAAUCUUUUGAAACUAUUCUUGAACCAGCUUGGAUUGGAUUAAAAAGACAUCGAGGUAAAUCCUUAGCAGCAUUUUUAAAAUGUAUUGGAUCAAUUAUACCACUUAUGCAAUAUGAUAAUACUUAUGAAGAAUAUUCUAAUUAUUAUACUAAGGAAAUUGUAAUAGUUAUGGUAAGAGAAUUUAAUUCUCCUGAUGAUGAUAUGAGAAAAACAAUUCUUAAAAUAUUAUCAAGUUUACCACUUAGUAGGAAGCUUAUCCCUAAUUAUAAUAAAGAAAUUAUUCAACCAUUCUUUAAAUCCUUUUGGAAUAGAAGAACUGCUUCUGAUAUUAAACAAAUAUCAAAAUUAGUAGUAGAUGCAACAAAUGAAUUGGCUAUUAGAUUUAAUUUCUUAGAUGUUUUACAACAUGUAGUAUAUUAUUCAAAGGAUGAUAAUGAACAAUUAAGAAGAUUAGCAGUACAAGCCAUUUAUAAAUUAACUUCAUCAAAUCCUGAUGAAUUAUUAGCUUUAGAUUCUCAUUUAGAAACUAAUCUAGUGGAUGGAAUUCUUUAUGCAUUUCAAGAACAAACCAUUCAUCAAAGAAUAUAUUUACAAGCUUUUGGAGCAGUUGCAAAAGCUCUUAAUAUUCGUUUACUGCCUCAUAUGAAUUCAAUCAUUAGUACAAUUCUUUAUAGAUUGAAGAAUGAACUGGCAGAAAUUAGACAACAAGCCGCUGAUUUAAUUACUAUUUUAGCUUCAACAAUUAAUCAAUGUUCAGAACCUGAUAAUGGUAUUAUUCCUAAAUUAAUUUUAAUCUUAUAUGAAUCAUUAGGAGAAGUUUAUCCUGAUGUAUUAGGAUCUAUAAUUAAUGCAUUAUUUGCUUGUAUUGAUACUCAAAAUAAAUCAAACUUAUAUGCCAUGCAAAAUCCUUCAGUCAAUCAAAUUUUACCUUCUUUAACUCCAAUCUUAAAGAAUAGACAAGAAAAGGUUCAAGAAGCUUCUAUUAAAUUGGUUGGAUUAAUUGCUAAUAAGAGUCCUGAAACAAUUAAUGCAAAGGAAUGGAUGCGUAUUUGUUUUGAAUUACUUGAAAUGUUAAAAUCAACUAAAAAGAGAAUUAGAGUGGCUGCAAAUGAUACAUUUGGUCAUAUUGCAAAAACUGUAGGACCUCAAGAUGUUAUAGUAAUGUUAUUAAACAAUUUAAGAGUUCAAGAACGUCAAUUAAGAGUUUGUACUGCAGUAGCAAUGGGGAUAGUUGCCGAAACUUGUUCUCCAUUUACAGUCUUACCAGCCAUUAUGAAUGAAUAUAGAAUUCCAGAAAAGAAUGUUCAGAAUGGGGUUUUAAAAGCAUUAACAUUCCUAUUUGAAUAUUUAGAUGGAGCCACUGCUAAAGAUUAUUUAUUUGCUAUUAGUCCUUUAUUAGAAGAUGCUUUAACUGAUAGAGAUUUAGUUCAUAGACAAACUGCUGCAACAGUCAUUAGACAUAUUGCUUUAAACUGUAUUGGUUUAGCCAAUGAAGAAAUCUUUAUUCAUUUUUUAAAUCUUGUUAUACCUAAUAUUUAUGAAACAUCUCCUCAUGUUAUUAUAAGAAUUCUUGAAAGUGUUGAAGCAAUUAGGUUAGCCCUUGGAAAUGGAGUAUUUACUAAUUAUAUUUGGGCAGGAUUAUUUCAUCCUGCAAAGAAAGUUAGAAAUCCAUAUUGGAAGAUAUAUAAUACUGCUUAUGUUCAUAAUGUUGAUGCAUUAGUUCCUUAUUAUCCUAAAAUAGAAACACUUCCUGAUACUCAAGAUAUUAAUUAUAAUAUAGAUGAAUUGGAUUUAUUUUUAUAGGUAAAAUAUAAUAAUAAUAAAAGAGUUAAUGUAUAUUUAUGUAAAAUAAAAGUGUUCUUAAUCUUAAUAGUGAUGUUCAGUAUUGUAAAUCAUCAUAACUCUGUUGUUGAUAUUCUUGUAUAUAUUGUUCAAAGGGUACCUCUCGUUGAAUCAUUUGCUCUAAACCCUCAUAUUGAACUACUUGAUAAUCUCCAGAUGUAUCUUGUUCAACGGCUUCAUAGUAAACAGGUUCAAUUUCUUUCAAAUAUAUUUUAGUUGUUAAUCGUGUAAUAUCACGAGCUUGUAAUUCCAUCUUUUCACCAUUGGAUGAUAAUUCAUAAAAAUCAAAUGAUUCGGAUUUAUCCAUUGGAAGUGUAUAGUUACCCUUAGGACGAUAACAUUCUACAUUUAUUGUAUCUCCUUC
Molecule: messenger RNA, 3736 nt
Organism: Scheffersomyces amazonensis
Lineage: Eukaryota; Fungi; Ascomycota; Pichiomycetes; Serinales; Debaryomycetaceae
Product: mRNA-binding U2 snRNP complex subunit
Exons: 1
Coding region: 67-3333 (1088 amino acids)
Biological process (GO): spliceosomal complex assembly
Cellular component (GO): U2 snRNP; catalytic step 2 spliceosome; U2-type prespliceosome
Molecular function (GO): mRNA binding
Source: RefSeq, a predicted model, not a curated record